AUGAAUCCCUUCUCACGGGCAAGUGCAGCCUGGCACCCCGUUGGCCUUGCGUCCGACUUCCCAAGCAUCGAAGAUGACGCCCGGAUCGUGCCAAGAUGCAAGGCUUUCAAUAUUCCCAGAACAAACGGCGCCAUGGAGCAAGUCGAAGACAUUGACCUACCAGGAGAACUGAAGGAUCAAGUCCUGGUCUUCAAUUACAAGGGAAAAUACCAUGCCAUUGAUCAUCAAUGCCCCCACUCGUCAUUCCCACUUUCGCGGGGCAACCUCUUUGAUAUUGAAGACUUUGGCGUCGUGCUCAGCGCGGGUCUCACAUGUCCCAAACAUGGUUGGUCAUUUGAUAUAUUCUCUGGACGCGCCGAUCGUGGUAACUACCAACUCAAGGUGUGGGAAGUGCAGCUACGUGACUCAUCAGCACCUGGGAGUACGGACCAAGAGGUUUGGGUGAGACGGAAGCAAAGAAUCGGUUAA
Penicillium robsamsonii is the source of this 468-nucleotide messenger RNA. Its product is annotated as Rieske (2Fe-2S) protein. NCBI's taxonomy places the organism in Eukaryota, Fungi, Ascomycota, Eurotiomycetes, Eurotiales, Aspergillaceae. Bases 1 to 468 code for a protein of 155 amino acids. The record is from RefSeq and is a predicted model, not a curated record. Gene Ontology annotation, molecular function: 2 iron, 2 sulfur cluster binding. The transcript has 2 exons.